AUGACCUCCUUCUACGACGACAAAGAUUUGGAGGAAGAGCUCAGUCGAGUCAGCUGUCCUGAUGAGGACUUGGAGUUUGAGAUCUUGUUCGAGUAUGAACCGCCUUGCAGCGACUUUGCGGGGGGAGAUCAAGAUGACCCCAACCUUGCACCUCACAAAGUCCUCAGUCCUGAGUCUGAGCAGGCUUUCCCUCUGGAGGAGGCCUCCCCAUACGGCAUCAAGUCCUGCAGUCCGCCCUACAGUGAGCACAACACUGAGGUUCUGUCAGGAUAUGAGCACCAGGAGGCCAGGAGCUACCUGGACGGCACCCGGCCUCCAGGCCUGGCCCUGAGCCCCCGCAUCGAGAUCACCCCCUCCCGUGAGCACUACAGUCAAUGCCGGGACUCCCUGCAGAACCACCACCUGAACAUCAGCCCCAGACCCACCCUCACUGUGCCAGGCCACGAAAACCUCGCCUAUCGUGAACCCCAGUGCCUGAGCCCAGCCAGCAGCAACUCCUCCACCAGCUGGCACUCGGAGAACUACUCCCCCUGGGCAUCCCCCUGCGUGUCCCCCAGCAACGGCCAGAACCCCGGAGACCUGUGCCCCCGGUUACAGAGCAUCCACACUGGCUCCCCACGCACCUCCCCGGGCACCUCUCCUCACACCAGCCUAGCCGAGGACGGCUGCCUGGGGCACCGCUCGCUCCCCCGGCCGGGCUCCCGCUCCACCUCCCCACAGGGAAAACGCACCUACGAAAUGUACAGGAAUCCUGGGUUAAUCCCCGGGCACCGCUCCCGCAGUCCCUCCCCCCACGGCGGCCAUGAAGACCACAACAUCGGUGCCCACUAUACACACAGCAGCCUCGCCGAUGGCAUGAAUGGUUUUGGUGCUGGUCAGCCCGGCCUGGUCCCCACUAAAAUAGUCAAGACAUCCAACCAGGUGUACACUCUGUACCCAGAGAACCACGGAGAUGGGAACUACCUGGUGUCCUGCGAUCAGGACAUCAAAGCCAAACCUGCUGCAGAGCCUUUCUUUGUUAUCCCCCCAAUCUGGUCCAAGCCACUGGUUUCCAGCAUCUGCAGCAUCCCUGUGGCUUCUCUCCCCCCGCUGGAGUGGCCGAUCCCCAGACGCACCGACCAGUAUGAGCUCCACAUUGAGGUGCAGCCUAAACCACAUCACAGAGCUCACUAUGAAACAGAGGGGAGCAGGGGUGCAGUGAAAGCACCCACAGGAGGACAUCCGGUUGUGCAGUUACAUGGUUACAGAGGCAAGGAGCCACUUGGCCUACAGAUUUUCAUCGGUACAGCAGACGAGCGCAUCCUCAAGCCUCAUGCCUUUUAUCAAGUUCACCGCAUCACUGGCAAGACGGUUACGACCACCAGCUUUGAGAAGAUCAUCAACGGCACCAAAGUCCUGGAGAUCCCGCUGGAGCCAAAGAACAACAUGAAAGCAAUAAUCGACUGUGCUGGGAUCCUGAAGCUCAGGAACGCCGACAUCGAGCUGAGGAAGGGCGAGACAGACGUCGGUCGGAAAAACACCCGAGUUCGUCUUGUGUUUCGGGUGCACAUACCUCAGCCUGGCGGACAGCACGUCUCCCUGCAAGUGGCCUCGCAUCCCAUCGAGUGCUCUCAGCGUUCGGCACACGAACUUCCCAUGGUGGAGAAGCAGGACAUGGACAGCUGCUCAUUUCUGGGCGGCCAGCAGAUGAUCCUGACUGGGCAGAACUUCAGCUCCGACUCCAAAGUCAUUUUCAUGGAGAAAGCCCAGGAUGGGCAGCAAAUCUGGGAAAUGGAAGCAACAGUGGACAAAGACAAGAGCCAGCCGAGCAUGCUGUUCGUGGAGGUGCCGUCCUACCGAGAUACGUCCGUCUGCCAUUCUGUCAAAGUGAACUUCUACGUCAUCAACGGGAAGAGAAAGCGCAGCCAGCCUCAGCAUUUCACCUACACACCACUGGCAUCUCCAUCCAUAAAGACAGAGCCUAUAGAUGAGUAUGAACCAGACCACAUGGGCUUCGUCAUGCCCCAGAUCUUGGGCUUAUCCCCUCAUUCCUACUACCAUAACCCACGCGGCGUCCUGCACCCAGACAACGGCCUGGUCUCCGGCCUGGCGUCCUGCCAGCGUCUCAGCUCCAGCCUUCCAAACCAAGACACGCGUUUACAGCAGCAGAGCCCGGCCAUCGUCUACUCCCGCGGGGGCAAGAAUCUGAGCGGCAGCCCCGGCGUUUGGCAGAGCGGGGGGAUAAUGCCUGACCCCCACCGGUCGGUGCUGGUCCACACAGGCUCCCCAGCUCAGUCUGUAGGUCCCAUCAGCGCAGGCCAGCACCCAUCUAUCAUCCAGUUCUCUCCCACCAACCACCACCUGCUUCGGGCAGGAGAGCCUCAGCCCCUCACUGCUCCUCAGCCUGACAACCAGCAGAUCAUCUACUGCGACGGCUACUCCCCGCAGGCAGCCGCCGCCACCCACUCACCCACACCCCCCCAGGCUCAAGCGGCAGUGACCCACCCGCAGCACUAUCCCACCGUGAUCCAGCAGCAGCCCUACGUUCAGAAGGGGCAGCAGAAAGGUCGAGCCCCGACCGGGACUGGCCAGAUGGAGGCUCCAGGAGACGGACAGAGGCGGGUGACGGUCAAGGAGGAGAACUUGGACCAGUUCUACCUAGAUGAUGUGAAUGAAAUCAUAAGAAAGGAUCUGACGGGCGUUCAAGCGAGAGGGCAGACAUAGAGGAGGGACCUGACCGGAAAAUGACAACACAUCCCCCAUCCGAUUCACACAGACAGGCACGCAAACACACAGACUUCAGCCUUCCACCUCGGUGACGCACUUCCACCAACAAUCAGACCUUCUCUUCCUCAUUUUCUUUACCCAUAGAGAUAAAGAUUUCAGCCCCUGACUACUGUGUUUGCCUUGGAUGGUUUUCUGCAAUAAACGUUCGGCAAACAGGGGAAUUCAUUGAAACAUAACAACGGCCACCAACAAGCCAACAGGUUUCCAAGGCAGCAGCUCAGAAACAGACUCUUACAAACAAAGAGAGAUAAAAAUGGCAUAGAGUGUAUAUGAAAGAUGGACGUAGCGACUGUCUCUGAAAAGUGAAGCAAACUAAGAAGUGCCUUAAAGUGCCGAUGCCAAAAAGCUCUGGCUCCCAUCGACACCCAUUUAGAAAUCAUCAGGAAAAGCUCAGUUAGUAAAAUUUCUCCACAAGUCUUCUGAUUUUUUUUUGUUGUUAAAUUUCUUCUUUCUGAUCAGUGUUUGGCAGUCCAUGUGAAAAUAAUUGCAUAAUUUAAAUACAAAUAAGACCUGAAAACGAGACUUUCAGAGGAGAGUAUGGAUCGAUUGACAUGUCCGGUCAGGAGUGAUCACAUGCUUUGCACGGCAGAGAUGGAGUGAGGCUGGUGCUUUUAGUUGGUUCCGCCCUUCGUUCCUCUCCAGAUCCACCCUCUCUUCCAAAUAUGAUCACUUCUUCCUCCAAAAACUCAGCAGGUCCCAGGAAAAAGGAAGCUUAAGGCUUUAAAAUGUCCGUCCACGAACCAGUGGUUGGUGUCGCCAUGGCUACCUCCAUCUUCUGUAUACAGUCCAUGUAGAAUAGGGGGAAAUGAAUAAAGUCCCCCAAAUGGUGUUAGUCAUACUGUCCAGACAAUAACCUGUCAAUGCUGGGAUGAAACACGCAGCAGUUUCACCAGAUGUUUCAAACAGGUUAUUGAAGUCAUGCCAAAAAUGCAUCCUAAAUACAAUCUUCAGACAUUUCUUGUGGCCAAAAGCUUUUUUAUUUCCUCCAUAUUUCUCAGUUCCUCUUGCACAAAGUGAGUUUUUGUCUGUGUAACUUUUAAUUGUCCAAAGCUUACAUUCUGAUCAUCUCAUUUUAAGUGCAGUUUUCUAAUUGAAGUGAAGCGCACACUGCCUUAACCGUAUACCAAUGAACUUUUGUGGCACCUCCUGAUAUGCACUGUUUUUCACUAUGGGGGGCAAUGUUAAUCCUUUUCAAUAUUUGAGUCAUGUGAAUAAUGUACCAUUUUACAUUCAUUAAAUAUAUAGUCAAUUAUAUUCAGGUGCCAAAGCAGCUUCACGAGGGCCUGUGAUGCCACAGCGAUAACAUGGGUCUCCAUUUGUAAAAGGAUUCUCUGCCCAUGUGUUUGUUUUCAACAUUUGCAUUGAAGAUUAUUUUAAAAAUGUAUCCUAGCUCAUGCAAGCUGUAGUGAGAGAAUUUGUACACUCUGAUUUAAAGAUGGUCUUCUUACUUUUUUUUUUAAUCAUUUUGUGCCUGUUCUUUUUUUAUGUAUUGAUUGUAAUAACAUCUGUGGCUGUUUCCACAGUCUUAAACAAAAUAUCCAAAGCUUAAACUGUGCGUAUCUUGUUGUGUAUAGUUGCAUUUUGAAUCCAUCCAUAAUGACAAUCAUUAUUCUAAAAGCUGCCUAUGCAGAACCUUAAAGCUUGCAGAUGUAAAGCGUAUAACUUUUAUGUUCUGUAUCCGCCAUCAUAAUGUAAGCACAACAGGGUAUACAGUAACAGUUACUGAUAUGCUAAUAUAGCUUGCUUUGAUGAGGAAAGCACUAGUUUAAAAACUGUUUUUGUGAUAUUAUAUUUCACUGCGGGAAUUGGAGUACAUUAAAAGUGCCAAGUGCCAGGUGUGUGAUUGUAAAGAGAAACCUAUAAAGUGGUAAAAACACAUAAAAGUAAAACAUAAGACUGAAUCACAAAGUUUAAUAUUUGGUAUGGACCUAUUUGAUAGAAAAUAAGAUUAUAUUUUGUAAUAUUAGCAAGACUAAUAUUGUUUUUUAAGGAUAUUUCUCAUUGAGCCAGUACAGCACAAGUGCAUUUGACAUUUCUUGAAUGUAAUCUAUAUUAAAUAUUUUUCCCCUUUUGUGUAAAUAUCAGAUACAAAGUGUGCCGAUAAAGUCGGAUGAGUGUAAAGCAGAAGCAUUUUGUUGUUUGUCACGUAUCGUUUAUCUGACUGUUGUGUAAACUGCACAAUGUUAUAGUCAUCAUUAUAUCUUUUAUCUGUUGUAUUACGAUGUAAAACCCCUUCAGUAGGGAAUUAUGAUACACUUAUCCUUAAUAGUUAUAUAUUAUAUUUUUGUUUAUGUGCUGUUAUUAUUUUACAGUCUUUAAAGAAAUCUUUGGGAAGGUUUUAAUACUGUCUUAUUUUAUUUUCCGUGUUGAUAGUUGUCAUGUACAUGUUUCAUUUUGAGUCUUUGUGCCUCUUUAAAAAUGUCUAUUCAUGCUAUUUUUGUAUCCCUAAAAGAAGCAAUAAAUAAUAACCAGAAAAAA
Molecule: messenger RNA, 5244 nt
Organism: Acanthochromis polyacanthus (spiny chromis)
Lineage: Eukaryota; Metazoa; Chordata; Actinopteri; Pomacentridae
Gene: nfatc2a
Product: nuclear factor of activated T cells 2a
Biological process (GO): calcineurin-NFAT signaling cascade; cytokine production; regulation of transcription by RNA polymerase II
Cellular component (GO): transcription regulator complex
Molecular function (GO): DNA-binding transcription factor activity, RNA polymerase II-specific; transcription factor binding; RNA polymerase II cis-regulatory region sequence-specific DNA binding
Source: RefSeq, a predicted model, not a curated record